Molecule: messenger RNA, 2585 nt
Organism: Zalophus californianus (California sea lion)
Lineage: Eukaryota; Metazoa; Chordata; Mammalia; Carnivora; Otariidae
Gene: NDFIP2
Product: Nedd4 family interacting protein 2
Exons: 8
Coding region: 27-1034 (335 amino acids)
Biological process (GO): vacuolar transport; positive regulation of protein ubiquitination; metal ion transport
Cellular component (GO): Golgi apparatus; perinuclear region of cytoplasm; endoplasmic reticulum
Molecular function (GO): WW domain binding
Source: RefSeq, a predicted model, not a curated record
CCCAACCUCCCCUGCUUGCGACGCGAAUGGGACGCCUGAGGACCCAACGAGCAUGCGCAACCAUUCCGAGCAUGCUCAGUAGCGCGCGCGUCGUUCUGGGGCUUCACUGCGCGGUGGCCGACGCGGAGGAUUCCGCGGCUGCUGCGGGAGCGACAGGAAGUGAAGCGGCCCGGCCGGGCGACCGCGGCGGCAGAAACAGAGGCGGAAGGGGCGCUGCGGCGACGACGUCGGCGACGGGGGUGGACGAGGGGGUCGAGAACCGAGACGACUCGCCCGCUCGGAAGCCGGAUACCGAGCCGGGCAGGAUGGAUCACCACCAGCCGGGGACUGGCCGCUACCAGGUGCUUCACAAUGAAGAAGAUAAUUCAGAGUCAUCUGCUGUAGAGCAGCCAUCAACUUCAAACCCAACACCGCAGAGCGUUCAGACUGCUCCUUCAGCAUCGGUACUUGAAACGGACUCUUCUCCUCCACCUUAUAGUAGUAUUACUGUGGAAGUACCUACAACUUCAGAUACAGAAGUUUACAGUGAGUUUUAUCUUGUGCCACCUCCCUACAGCGUCGCUACCUCCCUUCCUACGUACGAUGAAGCUGAGAAGGCCAAGGCUGCCACAAUGGCAGCCGCAGCUGCAGAGACAGCUCAGAGGAUUCAGGAGGAAGAGUGCCAACAAAGAGAUGACUUUAGUGAUGCAGACCAGCUCAGAGUGGGUAAUGAUGGGAUUUUCAUGCUGGCAUUUUUCAUGGCAUUUAUUUUCAACUGGCUUGGAUUUUGUUUAUCCUUCUGUAUCACCAAUACCAUAGCUGGAAGGUAUGGUGCCAUCUGUGGAUUUGGACUUUCAUUGAUCAAAUGGAUUCUUAUUGUUAGGUUUUCUGAUUAUUUUACUGGAUAUUUCAAUGGACAGUACUGGCUUUGGUGGAUAUUUCUUGUACUUGGCCUGCUUCUUUUCUUCAGAGGAUUUGUUAAUUAUCUAAAAGUCAGAAACAUGUCUGAAAGUAUGGCAGCUGCUCAUAGAACAAGAUAUUUCUUCUUAUUAUAGAGACUGCAUCGACCAGACAUUCUUUUCUUAUAUCAAUGUGAAAUUUCCAGAUCAUCUGUAAACCUACAACUUUAAUAGAAGACUACUAAAAGCAGAAGACAAAUUAGUGAAGAAAAGAUAGAUCUUCAAAAUUGAAUAGCAGGAUGGUUUAUGCUUAAAAGCCAUUUCUGUUCAUUCUCUUAAAUAUUUAUAUUUCAUUUGUUUUGCACAUUUGCAUACGUGCCCAUGUAAAAGAUUUGCGUAUACUUGAAAGAAACCAUAAAGUUGUAGCAGUAAAGUCCAGUCAUAUUUGGUUAAUCAGUGUUUGUUAUAAUUGAAAGAGGUGAGUGAGAAACAGUCUUCCAGCAUGUAAAUGCCAUUGACUUCCGACCUGACAUUUAGUAUAAUAAAAAUGAAAUUAUUCAAAUGCUUUAGUUUCUGGCUCCUAGAUUCAUCUAGUAACUCUACACAUGAGACAUCCUUUGUUAUAUAUAGUUUUUGAAACCUGCAGUGCUGAUUAUAGAAGAACUUUGUCAGAUAUUUGAACAUGAUAUUUACAUUAUUAUUUAGCAAACUCUGUAAAUAACCAUGCAUAAAUUACUUUCUGCAUUGUUUUCUUAGAAACUGUGUCUGGAUAUCUUUUCAAUUAAUUUAAAAUUAAGUGAACUUAAUAUAUAGAGAAAAUUUGGGUGUUAAAGAUAGUUUGUUUUAGGACAGAUUUUAAGAAGAUAUGGGUAUUCCACGUGUCCCUUAUAAAAACAUCUUUUCAUUGUUUUCUUUUUAAGGGACAUGCCAGGUUUAGGGAUUCUGUCGAGAAGCUUGGUUUUUAGCAUUGCCAUCUUAGUCUUGUAGGAAGAGAUUGUAUUAGACAUUAUAUUUAUUUCAUUUAAGACACUUUUGAAAAUUAAUUUUCUGAAUAAGAUUCUCAUUUGCAUUUGUCUUUUAAGAAGCCAAUAAAAGUAUCUUUCACUUAUCAUUGUAAUAAUUUUUUCUUUAGAUGUUUAGUUUGUUAAAUGAAACAAAUCAAAACUUGUACUAAUAGCUUCUUGCUUUAUGAUUGUAGGAUUAACCUAUAAAAAUCAUAUCUUGAAUUCAGAUAUGCAAAAUAAUCUGUUUUUAAGUUACAGAAAUGUGUCUGUGGAAUAUGGGGGUGUGGUGUGUGUGUGUGUGUGUGUGUGUGUGUGUGUGUUGCAAGAGUAUGUGUGUCUGUGACCAUUAUUAAAACUGGAAUCUACAUUCAUAAGCUACUACAUUUUGCAAAUCAUUUUAUGUCUCAUCUGUUUUCUUUUCAGUUAUAUUUUUGUUUUUGAAUGCCAAAAUUAAAAAUGGGAAUUAUAUCAUCUUUUAAACUUAAAAGUAAUUUAAUACAGCUAUAGAGUACAUAAUAAAAUUGGUUGCUUGUUUAUUAUUAGACACUGACUACUACUAAAAGAUACAUCUAAAACUAUUCAGGGACAUUUUUCCAUUUCUGAAAAAAUAAAUUAUACUUUAUAACUUCUUUUGUAUUUCUCUGUAUUUUCUGAUUUAUUUCAUUGUCUUUGAUAAAUAAAACAUGCAGUUUUGUUUUGCUAA